Molecule: messenger RNA, 1800 nt
Organism: Lachancea sp. 'fantastica'
Lineage: Eukaryota; Fungi; Ascomycota; Saccharomycetes; Saccharomycetales; Saccharomycetaceae
Source: the annotation of a GenBank genome assembly
AUGAGAGUUUCCGAAAAGCUACAAAAAAACCUGGACUCUGCCGAGAAGUCGAAAGCCACUUUCUCGUUCGAGUUCUUCGUCCCAAAGACCUCGCAAGGUGUCCAAAAUCUUUACGACAGAAUGGACAGAAUGUACCAGACUCGCCCUCAAUUUAUCGAUAUCACUUGGAAUGCAGGAGGCAAACUGUCGCAAUUGUCGACCGAUCUGGUGUCGACUGCUCAAUCCGUGCUGGGUCUUGAGACAUGCAUGCAUUUAACUUGCACAAACAUGCCGGUCGAACUGAUCGACGACGCACUCGCCAAAGCGUAUGAGUCUGGGUGUCAGAACAUUUUGGCUUUGAGAGGCGAUCCACCAGUAACCACGGGAGAGUGGAAACAAUGCGAAGGUGGAUUUGCUUACGCUAAGGAUUUGGUGAAAUACAUCCGUGAAAAAUAUGGUGACCAUUUUGACAUUGGUGUUGCAGGAUACCCAGAGGGCCAUCCCGAAGAAGAGGCCACCCCUCAGCUUAUUGAUUUUCUGAAAGAGAAAGUUGACGCUGGUGCCAAUUUCAUUAUCACGCAGAUGUUCUACGACGCUGACAUUUUCAUCGAUUGGUGUCGUCAGCUCCGCGAGGCCGGUAUUGACGUUCCAAUCAUCCCAGGUAUUAUGCCUAUCACCACGUAUGCGGCCUUCUUGCGUAGAGCGAACUGGUGCCAAAUCCACGUCCCUGAUGAAUUUAUGGCCCAGCUGGACCCCGUUAAGGAAGAUGACCAGGCUGUUCGUGAAAUAGGUACCAAGCUGUUAGCGAAGAUGUGCCAAAAGCUGCUAGACAGUGGCUAUGUGACACACUUGCACAUGUACACUAUGAACCUGGAAAAGGCAUCAUUGAUGAUAUUGGACAAGCUCGGGCUACUGGCAGAAGAAGAGGACAUUUUCAGAGAUGAAGUGGUGCCUAUGCCUUGGAGGAAAUCUUUGCAUCCACAACGUAAAAACGAGUCUGUGCGUCCUAUCUUUUGGCAAAGAAGACCAUACUCGUACGUGGCACGUACCUCAGAAUGGUCGGCGGACGAAUUCCCUAACGGUAGAUUCGGAGACUCUUCGUCCCCAGCUUUCGGUGACCUAGAUUUGUUGGGGUCGUCUUUGAUUAGACAAUCGCCUCAGAGGGCUCUGGAACUGUGGGCAACGCCAAAGACAAUCACGGAUAUUUCGAAUCUGGUCAUCGGCUACUUGCAAGGCAAGAUAAAAUGUCUUCCAUGGUGUGACGUAGCUUUGAACCACGAAGUUGAUAGUAUUGUACCUCAGCUAUUGGACCUGAACGAACAUCAAAUUUUGACGCUCAACUCCCAACCUCGCGUUAACGGGCUCGCCUCCAGCGACAGCGUGAUUGGCUGGGGUCCCAAGAACGGCUACGUUUUCCAAAAAGAGUAUUUGGAAUUCUUGUUGCCCAAGUCCAAACUAUCGCAGUUUGUGGAAAUCAUCGGCAAUGACACCAGCCUCACAUACUUUGCUGUUGAUGCUGCGGACAAGCUCUACUCCAAUCAUCCUGACGAUACCGCAGCCAACUCUGUUACAUGGGGGAUAUUCCCCGGUCGCGAAGUGCUGCAACCCACAAUCGUGGAAAAAGUGUCGUUUUUGGCGUGGAAGGAGGAAUUCUUCCACAUCCUGGAGGAGUGGCGUCUCAUUCUGAGCCAAGACGGCCACGACGAUAGCGCCGCGCUUCUAAGCACCAUCAUCGACGAUUAUGCCUUGGUGAACAUCGUCGAUAACGAUUUCGUGGCCCCAGGUGAUCGCAUCUACGAACAUCUUAAGGGCCUAUAUUGA